CAUUUUGAUUGACGUCUGCUUGUCCCAUGCGUUCGCUGGCUACAUAGCAAUUACUGCGUCUCAUUUUUCGUAGGUUGUAUGAUAUUAACUCGUGAAACUGUUUUCAAAAUAAUGGAACCUCCGCGGCAGCCAAGAGACAUGCAAGGGCUUUUGAGGUUUGCUAUUGAAGGCACGGCUUCUGAAGAUCGAACAACUAUGACAUCCAUGACUGAUGAAAGAAGGCGCUGGUUGGAAGAAGCUCUGAGGGGGCUAUCAGUGGAUGUAGUAGCUGAAAUCUCCAAAUCAUUAAAUAUUCUCAAUCCAGAUCGAGUAGAGAGUCCGGAAGAAGAUCCAGGAGAAAUGGAAGAAGCACUUGAAAUGAUUACUGAUUUUGUCGAUUCGAUGGACACAGCCAAUGAUUUUCACAAGAUCGGAGGAUUCUUUAUCCUCAUUCCCUGCUUGAACUCUCCUCAUGAUGGAGUUCGUUGGCGAUGCUGCCAGUUGAUUGGCACCAUAACUCAGAACAACCCAUACUGCCAGCAGCAAGUGCUUAAAGAAGAUCUGCUACCCAUUUUGCUUAAGAUGCUGGAGAAUGAUGAUUGUGAAGAAGCACGAGUCAAGGCACUGUUUGCCAUUUCAUGUUUGACAAGAGAAUGUCCAGAAGCUCAGGAUGCAUUUGUCAACUGUGACGGAUUUUCAUCUCUAUUGAGGGCACUACAGUCAUCAGUUGGAAAAUUGAAAAUUAAGGCAUCAUUCAUGCUAACUUGUUUAUGUAAUGAAGAUCCAUCAUUCAAAGACACCUUGUGUAACAUGGGAUUCGUCGAGCAGUUCGUGGCUCUCUUGCAAAGAGAUCACGAUUCAACACACGAACAUCUUCUGGCCGCUUUACUAGCUCUUACGCAAGGCCACCCGCCAUCGAUAGAAGAGUGUCGCAGGUCAGAAUUUCUAUUACGCGAAUUUCUGGACAAUCGUAUUGAGUUGAUCAAAGAUCGGGAUGAAUGUCUGGAAGAAACCGAAUAUUGUCGCACGUUAUUAUCGGUAAUCUUUAAGGAGGAUAUUGUUGAAGACAGAUGAAUUUUUCAGAUCAGGUGGUUAUAGAAAGAGAAUUAAAGAGGCUGGUAAUAUGGAGGCGCAAUACACCGAACGUCCUUUUUGUUA
Daphnia carinata is the source of this 1137-nucleotide messenger RNA. RefSeq names its product hsp70-binding protein 1-like. The coding region runs from base 79 to 1053 and encodes 324 amino acids. The transcript is spliced from 5 exons. The record is from RefSeq and is a predicted model, not a curated record. NCBI's taxonomy places the organism in Eukaryota, Metazoa, Arthropoda, Branchiopoda, Diplostraca, Daphniidae.